Molecule: messenger RNA, 1584 nt
Organism: Pseudocercospora fijiensis CIRAD86
Lineage: Eukaryota; Fungi; Ascomycota; Dothideomycetes; Mycosphaerellales; Mycosphaerellaceae
Exons: 2
Coding region: 7-1584 (525 amino acids)
Source: RefSeq, a predicted model, not a curated record
AAGACUAUGCUUGUUAUAAUUUGGCUCCUUCUUGCUGCUCUUUCUGGGGCACAAGAGAAUUUAAUAGCUCAUCUCGACUAUGGCAGUUUCAAAGGCGCAUAUUCGUCCGAGUACAACAUUUCAUACUGGCAAAAAAUACCUUUCGCUGCAAAGCCCAUCGGACCGAACAGGUUCAGAGCACCUCAGCCGCCGGAACCAAUCACAAAUGGAACGUUCGACAGCAGCCAGACCUUUGACAUGUGUGUUCAACGUACGACGAACGGGUCAGAAGACUGCUUAUAUCUGGGACUAUACGGUCGACCGUGGAGGACAGGGCAAUCUCUCCGACCUAUCGUUGUCGUCUGGCACGGCGGUGCCUUCAUACAAGGAAGCGCCAGUUUCACGAUCCCUCCCUCAGCCUAUCCGAUCUUAAACGUCAGCGCACUGAACGAUUUUGUGGUAGUCUAUUCGAGCUACCGUGUCAAUGCUUUUGGAUUCCUGCCUGGUCGUCACGUCGCCGAGGAUGAUCUUAGCGAUCUCAACGUUGGCCUCCUCGAUCAGCAGGCAGCUCUCAAGUGGACUCGGAAGUACAUCAAGAACUUUGGUGGCGAUCCGAGGAAUGUCACAAUAUGGGGUCAGUCGGCAGGCGCAGGAUCAGUCAUUGCACAAGUGAUUGCUAAAGGAGGGACAUCUCUUAGGCUUUUCAGCAAAGCCUUGAUCUCGAGCCCAUUUUGGCCGAGAACUUAUCGCUACGACUCGUCAGAAGCACAGGAAAUCUACGAUCGCUUUGCAGAGCUUGCCGGAUGUGCCGGGGAUGAUUCUCUUCGCUGCUUGAAGGCUGCCAAUCUUCAGACCCUCCGCAACGCUUCCCUAGCCAUCAGUGCCACUCAUACUUACAAUACUUCUUCAUACACCUGGGCGCCUGUCAUCGACGACAAGUUCCUCUGCCAGCCUCUGUCACAAGCCUCAGCCCAGGGAGAUGUCAACGUGGAUUUUGCUUUCAGCACGUACAACUCGCACGAAGGCGAGAAUUUCGUCCCGCCCGGCUUUCAAAAUGCCACAGGAGCAGAUGGGUUCAAUUCGUCCAUGGCUUCUUUUGAUGCAUGGCUGGAAGGCUUUCUGCCCAAGCUUUCGUCGGGAGAUCUUGAUCACGUUAAGACACUGUACCCUGCAUCUGGCGAGGUCGAUAGAGUCGACUACCAGGGCACUUAUGUUAGAGCUGGCUUGGUGUAUCGAGACUUAGUGCUAGCUUGUCCAGCGCUUUGGACAGCGAAGUCUAGCCGUGCAGGACAGUAUUUGGCCGAAUACACGAUCGAUCCUGCUAAACAUGGCAGCGACACGCAAUAUUGGAAUCAAGUCAAUCAAAUCCAGAAGACAGAUCCCUUGAUCUACGAUGGCUAUGCUGGCGCGUUCGCAUCAUUUUUCCAGUCAGGCAACCCCAAUCUGCACAAGUUGACUGCUGAGUCUGAGCCUGGUGUGCCAGAGCUGAUUGGGACGAAACAAAAGUUUGUGGUCCGAGCUGACGGAUUUCAGAAUUUACCCACAGUAGAGCUUAAGCGCAGGUGCGACUUUUGGCGUAGCGUUGCUGCGAAAAUCCCCAUCUAG